GGGCAAUCUGACUGGCUACCACUGGCCGAUCCCGCAGGCGGUGAGACGAUGAGACGAUGAAUCAGAUCGGUGUCGGACGGGUCCAAUCGUCCAUCAAGAUGUCGCCAUUAAAAAAAACGGCGUCCCCUCGUGAACUUUUUUUCUGCCCCCCUUCAAAAACGAUCUUAAUUAUGUCUCAUUGUUGCAUGUCUGAAUAAUCUUACGAUCACUACUCUUGCUAUGACCAAUAAUUUCUGAUUUGCUAAUUUUUCUUCCCUCUUUCUUUGCAAGGGCGCCGGUCAGCCAAUUCAUCGGCGAUCUAAAACACCCUCCCUCCACAUCAUUAAUUACUCAUUUGUUUCUCCUCACCCCCCUCCAACCGCCACCAUGACUUCUGGAUCUCCUCCCCCAGGGCCCAAGCCUAAGUCUGCUGUUCCUCCUCGUCUGUUGAACGGGAGCUCUUCGCUCAAUUCUACCAUGAACUCUCGUGGCGCUCGCGAAAGAGAGAGUCUCAACUCAUCCAUUCGCUCCUCAUUUGCCCCCCGCAUCCCGGCAGAGUUCGACUUGCCCGAGACGGUGGUGCACCCUAUCAACGAGUCUGCAAACGAUGCAGACGGCUCUAUUUCUGGCCAUGGCGCUAUGAAACCACCCUCGAACGACCCGCCCCGUGAUCCGAGAGAUGACACUCGGGCGUUGACCCCACCAUCGACGGCUAGUCGUCCGGCAAGUCCAUACACUCUAUAUCCUCCAAUUGAUUUUGAUGGACUGAGCUGGCCCUGCCCCGGCACAAGGGCGCGGUUGGAGUCAUCACCCGAGGAAUCAGAAGAACGGGUUAAAAAACUGGCAGGAGCAGUGAGAACAAUUCUAGAGUGCAUCGGAGAGGACCCAGAAAGAGAAGGUUUGCGGGAAACUCCAGAGAGAUACGCGAAAGCCAUGCUCUACUUCACCAAAGGCUACGAGGAGAACGUCCGAGAUCUAGUCAAUGGCGCAGUUUUCCACGAGGACCACGAUGAGUUAGUUAUCGUCAAGGAUAUUGAGGUCUUUUCCCUAUGUGAACACCAUAUGGUCCCUUUUAUGGGCAAGAUGCAUAUCGGCUAUAUUCCAGAUCGCCGGGUGCUUGGCCUUUCUAAAUUGGCUCGCCUGGCGGAAAUGUUUUCCCGAAGACUCCAGGUGCAGGAGCGUCUUACGAAACAAGUUGCGCUCGCUAUAUCGGAGGUCUUGAAGCCAUUAGGUGUCGGUGUCGUCAUGGAGUCCUCGCACCUGUGUAUGGUGAUGCGUGGUGUGCAGAAAACAAGUAGCACCACCACAACAAGCUGCAUGCUGGGAUGUAUGCGGUCUAGUGCAAAGACCAGAGAGGAGUUUUUGACCCUCUUGCACCGGAGAUAAUGUCUUUAACAUUUUCUGUGAUACAUACUUGUUACCCCCUUUUUAACAGUGGAUGGUAUUCAUGAUUUCAAUGGAGUUCGGGGCGGUUUACCUCUCAACAGGUUGUUUGGGUUUGGCGGUUUUGGUUUUUUGCCACGUCAUAUAUUUGGCACAUCACUUGUUGGUUCUCUCUCUUUUCUUAACUUCUAAAUACUACAUGUACACAUCUUGGAUUUCUCUCUUUCGCUGCAAUAGAACAUUGCGAAACUUGUCAUAUUACCUGUGGUGUGGGGGGGAUUUUUGGGAAGCUACAUAUAGGGGUGGUAGAAACAAGAAAUAAUAAGAAGCAUGAAGGGAAAUAGCUUUUCAUGAUAGGUUUCAGCUCAACCAUUGACCAUUCAAUUAUACUAU
Aspergillus alliaceus is the source of this 1755-nucleotide messenger RNA. Its product is annotated as GTP cyclohydrolase I. Lineage: Eukaryota; Fungi; Ascomycota; Eurotiomycetes; Eurotiales; Aspergillaceae. Gene Ontology annotation, molecular function: GTP binding; GTP cyclohydrolase I activity; zinc ion binding. Gene Ontology annotation, cellular component: cytoplasm. The record is from RefSeq and is a predicted model, not a curated record. Gene Ontology annotation, biological process: tetrahydrofolate biosynthetic process; tetrahydrobiopterin biosynthetic process. The coding region runs from base 367 to 1365 and encodes 332 amino acids. The transcript has 4 exons.